AUGCCAUUUUCACUCAAAGGUAAAAGGGUGUUGGUCACGGCAGGAUCGCGCGGCCUUGGAGCAGAGAUCUGCCAGAAAUUCGCGGAAGAAGGCUGCAAUGUAGCCAUUAACUAUUACACGAAUGUUGAAGCCGCCCAGAGUUUGGCCAAUCGCUUGAUUGAAGAGUAUUCCGUUAAAGCCUGUAUAAUAAAAGGGGAUACUACAGUCGCCGAGGACAAUGAAAGACUUAUCAACGAGACUAAAGCAAACUUCGGUGGCUUGGACGUUGUGAUUGCAAAUGCAGGAUGGACAAGAUUUGCUAAGCCUGGCGAUAUAUAUGACUUGUCAAUUGAUGAGUGGAACACGUGUUGGAACGCCAAUGUGCUAAGUCACCUGCAACUCAUGCAAGCAGCGAAGCCCAUUCUUGAGCAGAACCCUGAAGGUGGGGCAUAUAUAUUAACAUCAUCCAUAACUGGAAUCACUCCAGCAGGAAGUAGCAUUGGCUACUCCGUUACUAAAUCAGCUGCCUUGCAUCUCAUGAAACAUUUUGCAUUUUGUUUCGGGCCCAAGAUCCGUGUAAAUGCGGUUCUACCGGGCAUCUUGCUUACAGACCAGGGCAAAAAGUUUGGCGACGCACAGAUUAAAAAUCUCCAGGAAAAGGCUGCUUUGAAACACGAGACUUACUUGGACGAUUGUGCCGAUGUUUACGUUAGCCUCAGUAAAAAUACUUCUAUUACUGGGCAGCAAAUAGUGGUUGACUCCGGCUUGGUGAUGGGCGGUCUUCCAAAGCAAAAAUAG
Talaromyces proteolyticus is the source of this 777-nucleotide messenger RNA. RefSeq names its product NADP(+)-dependent dehydrogenase. The record is from RefSeq and is a predicted model, not a curated record. The coding region runs from base 1 to 777 and encodes 258 amino acids. The transcript has 8 exons. Gene Ontology annotation, molecular function: oxidoreductase activity. NCBI's taxonomy places the organism in Eukaryota, Fungi, Ascomycota, Eurotiomycetes, Eurotiales, Trichocomaceae.